Messenger RNA from Erinaceus europaeus (western European hedgehog), 3864 nucleotides. It is a transcript of the gene CDC14A, whose product is annotated as cell division cycle 14A. Lineage: Eukaryota; Metazoa; Chordata; Mammalia; Eulipotyphla; Erinaceidae. The transcript is spliced from 16 exons. Bases 46 to 1884 code for a protein of 612 amino acids. The record is from RefSeq and is a predicted model, not a curated record. Gene Ontology annotation, cellular component: spindle pole; nucleolus; mitotic spindle. Gene Ontology annotation, biological process: microtubule cytoskeleton organization; protein dephosphorylation; regulation of exit from mitosis. Gene Ontology annotation, molecular function: protein serine/threonine phosphatase activity; protein tyrosine/serine/threonine phosphatase activity.
UUUGCGCUACAGCCGCUGCUCAAAUGGGAAGACUUGGACAACCGGAUGGGAACCUUCCCCCCCGUGAGAACAAAGCUCAAAUUACUUGAGAACCUAGUAUAUCUAGAGGAAGGCGGCACGUGUUCCUGUGAGCUAGGAGAUCGGUUAUAUUUUGCUACUUUGAGGAAUAGACCGAAAAGCACAGUAAACACCCACUGUUUCUCCAUCGACGAGGAGCUGGUCUAUGAAAAUUUCUAUGCAGAUUUUGGACCUGUGAACUUGGCAAUGGUGUACAGAUACUGCUGUAAGCUAAACAAGAAACUAAAAUCAUACAGCUUGUCAAGAAAGAAAAUAGUACACUACACCUGUUUUGAUCAGCGGAAAAGAGCAAAUGCAGCCUUUCUGAUAGGUGCUUAUGCUGUGAUCUACUUAAAGAAGACACCAGAAGAAGCUUACAGAGCACUCCUAUCAGGCUCAAAUCCCCCGUAUCUUCCAUUCAGGGAUGCUUCCUUUGGAAACUGCACUUACAAUCUUACCAUCCUCGACUGUUUGCAGGGAAUCAGAAAGGGAUUACAACAUGGAUUUUUUGACUUUGAGACAUUUGAUGUGGAUGAAUAUGAACAUUAUGAGCGAGUUGAAAAUGGCGACUUCAACUGGAUUGUUCCAGGAAAAUUUUUAGCAUUUAGUGGACCACAUCCAAAAAGCAAAAUUGAAAAUGGUUAUCCUCUUCAUGCUCCUGAAGCCUAUUUUCCUUAUUUCAAAAAGCACAACGUAACUGCAAUUGUGAGGCUGAACAAAAAGAUCUAUGAGGCCAAGCGCUUCACGGACGCUGGCUUUGAGCAUUAUGACCUGUUCUUCAUCGAUGGUAGCACCCCCAGUGACAACAUUGUACGCAGGUUCCUGAACAUCUGUGAGAACACAGAAGGAGCGAUUGCGGUUCACUGCAAAGCUGGUCUUGGAAGAACAGGGACAUUGAUAGCCUGUUAUGUCAUGAAACACUACAGGUUUACACAUGCUGAAAUAAUUGCGUGGGUCAGAAUAUGCCGGCCAGGUUCCAUUAUAGGACCCCAGCAACACUUCCUGGAAGAAAAACAGGCAACCUUAUGGGUCCAAGGAGACAUUUUCCGAUCCAAACUGAAAAGCAGUUCAUCCAGUGAAGGAAGUAUUAAUAAGAUUCUUUCUAGCUUGGAAGAUAUGUCUAUUUGUGGAACUUUAGCUAAAAUACAAAAUGUAGAGAGAUUUGGAGAGAACAAUUUGGAUGAGGAUGAAGAUGUAGAAAUGAAAAAUAAUAUAACCCAGGGAGAUAAACUACGUGCCUUAAAAAGUCAAAGACAGCCACGUACCUCACCAUCCUGUGCAUUUAGGUUGGAUGAUACAAAAGGGCACCCAAGAGCAAUGUCCCAGCCUUUCAGAUUAAGUUCUUCCCCCAAAGGAUCUACAUCUAGUUUGAAGACUGCAAAAGUGGCUCUGUCUCCUUCAGCAACAGCCAAGAGAAUAAACAGAAGCUCUUUGUCCACAGGCUCCAGUGUAAGAAGCUUUUCCAUAAACUCCCGCCUAGCCAGUUCUCUAGGGAACCUGAAUGCUGCAACAGAUGAUCCAGAGAACAGAAAGACCUCCUCAUCCUCCAAGGCAGGUUUCGUCGCCAGCCCCUUCAUCAGCCUCCUGAAUGGCAGCCCCCAGCCGCUGCCUGCCAGAAAUUACCCUGAGCUCAACAACAACCAGUACAACAGAAGCAACAGCAGCAGUGGGAACACCCUGAACAACUCACCAACCCCCCUCAGCACCAAGACAGAGGAGCAUACCACCGUCCUCAGACCCUCCUACACUGGCGGCCUUUCUUCUUCUUCCAUGAGAUUCCUGAGCCGUUCAAUCCCUUCCCUUCAGUCUGAAUAUGUUCAUUACUAAGGCCUUACCACUCCAGUGAAAGCUGUUCUACUCUUAGACACAAUUUCUUCAUCUGGACAAGCAAUGCAGAGGGAAAGCAACUGCUUGUGGAAGAAUCCCUCUCUGCCUUCUUACCUUAAGUUAAAGGGAGCGCUAAGAUAAGACCUGCAAGAGACUUGAAACCAGAAAACUGGUUAAUGACUACUAUAAAUGCACUGAAACUGUUUAUGGUGAUGUCAACACUUUCAAAGACAAUUUUAAUGUUGAAUUUGGUAUUUUGAAAGGUUAUUUUUAAUGUAUUUCAGUAAUGCAUUUGUUACUAUAUUUACAUGUACAGUGUUACAUUAUGUAUGUAUUGUGAACUUUAAAAGGCUAUUUUGAUAAAUUUAUAAAUAUAUAAAAUUAUGUAAAAACUGGACUAUAUUUUGACUUAGAUUUUCUUGCUCUUUGCUACCAAAAAUUUGUAUUUUGAAUUUGUUUAGUAUGGUUUUGUCUACGAUGAAUAAAUAAUUCCUCUCUAUAAAGAAAAAGGGAUACAGUUUUUAGAAAAUGAUUUUUAUGGUCCCACUACAAAUAUUGUGGAUCAUUUUAUUCUUUGGUGCACCAGUUGAAGUUUAUCCAAGUUUAGCAAAGUAUAAUCAUCUGCUAUGGCUUAUUUAGACCGUUUCCCUUCACUUUGUUUUUGUUACUGAGCCAUUUAGUUUUGCCUCUUUGGGGGCUUUAAGUAAAUUUAACAUUCAAUAGAAGAUCAGAAUUCACUGAAUGUUUCUCCUGACAGCAUGUUUUUUUUUCCUUCUGGAAAUGAUUUAACAUUCCAAGUGCUUUUGUUUCUUCCUCUUCCCCCCCCCCCCCAAGAGAAUUAGAAUAUUCUGCUUCUGAUACCAAGUUGAUUGACUAGUCACACACAACUGGCACUAGUUUUAAGUCAAAGAAGAGAAAUAAAUAAAGAUGAAUAAAAUAAAUAAAUAAAUAAUAAAGAUGCUGCUAAGUUGUUCUCUAUAUUAAAGGAGAUAUGUUUAAAGCAGAAUACAAACCCAGACACACAAACUAACAACAUAAAAAUGAAGGGACUUCUUAAAAUAGCUACUCACAGCCCUCCUCCCAUGUAAGUGUAACCUUACAUUUAGGCCUCCAGAAGCCUGUAAGCUUCAUUUCUCUGGGGAGUUUGGGAGCCUUAUUAGAUCCUGAUUCUCUUCCACGCUGCUUCAGAAUGGUCUACUCGGAGACAGUUAGAUGGCUGCAUAUGAAGUGCUUUAUUCUCAACCAUUGAGCUAUUUAUAAUGUAUUUAUUAGGAGGGGGUACUUUGAGACUGUUAUUUAUGCUUCAGCAGAACAUCUUGUUUGUGUUUUACAUUUUGUUAAGAGGCAUUUGAAUGAAUGAUUGACUCAGGUUGUUUAACUUAACCUCCAGUAACUGCAGUACCAAAUAAUUGCACUAAAUGGAUUAAAAACUGAAUUCUAUGUUUUAUGGAUCAAAAAUUAAAAUGGGUGGAAUUAAACUGUGUACUUUUUCUAAAGCUGAAAUAGUAAAAUAUUUUAUUAUGAGUUAUUAAAAAGAUUGUAUAGGAAAAUAAAUGAUAGUAUUUUUUUAAAGUAUCAGUGGAAAGUAAUUCAGAUAUUUGAAAAAUAGAGGGAGGUGGAACCACGUUAACGAUUUUAGUUCUGUGAACAUUAAUUUGUGUGUAACUAUAAGAUGAUCAUAAAACUGGCUAUUGUAAAUUUUCCUUAAUUGUGUGUGUAUAAGUUAUGUGUAUCUACAUGUGUAUGUCUUAAAAUUAUUUAUACACAUGUGAUACAUAGACAAACCAAGAAUGUAUAUAGUAUAGAAAAUAUGUAUGUAUAUAGUAUAGAAAAUAUGUAGCUAAGUAAUCCUACUCCAAAAUACAAAUAGUUUGACAUGUAUUUUGUUAAUGAAUAAUUUACUUUCCAAAAAUAUCUUGUUCUAUUUUAAAGUGUAGGGAAAUACACUGCUAAUAAAUAAUAAAAGUUUUAUGGAUUUAU